Messenger RNA from Rattus norvegicus (Norway rat), 1731 nucleotides. RefSeq names its product transmembrane protein 86A (gene Tmem86a). Gene Ontology annotation, cellular component: membrane. The transcript is spliced from 3 exons. The record is from RefSeq and is marked validated. Bases 92 to 814 code for a protein of 240 amino acids. NCBI's taxonomy places the organism in Eukaryota, Metazoa, Chordata, Mammalia, Rodentia, Muridae. Gene Ontology annotation, molecular function: alkenylglycerophosphocholine hydrolase activity.
CAGCUUUGUUCAGUCGUCUGCUCACCUAGCUCUGGGUGCGUCCUGGCGGUGCAACCCGGAGCGGGUGCCAGCAGCAGCAGCCGCCGCCGCCAUGGUGUCUCCGGUCACUGUGGUGAAGAGCGAGGGGCCCAAGCUGGUGCCCUUCUUUAAGGCUACCUGUGUGUAUUUCGUGCUCUGGCUGCCCUCCUCCAGCCCAUCCUGGUUCAGCGCCCUUAUCAAGUGCCUGCCCAUCUUCUGCCUCUGGCUUUUUCUUCUGGCCCAUGGCUUUCGAUUCCUGCUGGCCCACCCCAGUGCCUCCCUCAUCUUUGCGGGACUCGUCUUCUCCGCUGUGGGCGAUGCCUUCCUCAUCUGGCAGGACUCCGGAUACUUUGAACAUGGUCUCCUGAUGUUUGCUGUGGCACACAUACUCUAUGCCUUGGCCUUUGGCAUGCGGCCGCUGGCUCUUCGGACAGGCCUGGUGAUCGGAGUGCUGUCAGGCCUGUGCUAUGCCCUCCUCUACCCGAGGCUGUCAGGUGCUUUCACCUACCUAGUGGGGGUCUACGUGACCCUUAUCAGCUUCAUGGGCUGGAGGGCUAUGGCAGGGCUGCGGCUGGGUGGGGCAGCCUGGCGGUGGACAGAGCUGGCAGCCGGUGUCGGCGCUCUGCUUUUCAUCCUCUCCGACCUGACCAUCGCCCUCAACAAGUUCUGCUUCCCCGUGCCCUACUCCCGAGCCCUCAUCAUGUCCACUUAUUAUGCUGCUCAGAUGUUCAUCGCCCUGUCGGCCGUCGAGAGCCGGGAGCCGGUGGAAGACUACAGGCUGAGCAAGGCCGCCUGAGGGGACUCGGGUCUGCUCAGCUUUCUCCUGCGGCUGGGGCCCAGAUUUUGGGAGUGUGCAGGCCCUGGAUCAGCAGGCAGCUUCUGGGAAAGGUGGCAGGCUUGAAGGGGGAGGGAGGGUAGGCUGAAGGAGCUCCUGGGAAAGCUGGUAGUCCAGGAUGACCCAGAGAGCUCAAAGAUGCAGCCUCAUAUCCCUCACCUGAUCAGAGGUAGACAUCCCCUCACCCCAUCAGGACUAGCAAAGCCCUCCUGGAAGGUGAUGGUGCUUUUUGACCCCUCUGUUUUUUCUAGAUGCAAGAGUGUGGCUAUCUCUUAUGUCCAGGACCAAUGGCAAUGUCAGGCCCCUCCAUUCCCACCUUUUCUCCUCCAAUAUGACCCACGGACAAGCAGGCUUGAAAAGCUCUUUCCCCAGGCUCCCCAACUGGGAAGACUGGUUGAAGGUGGAGUCUUGUCUUCUGUGUCCAGCCUUGUGGCUUGAAGUCUUUUAAGUGGUGAAUGGGUGUCCAUGAGAAGUAGUAGAGGGCACUUUGUUGGACUGGAAGCUUGAGGGUACCAUGGUUUCAGAUGGGUCAUUUUUCUCUCACCCUCGUUCCAUCACCCUCAGCCUCUGUCCCCAGGGCUAGGGUGGACCAUGCCAAAGGAAGGGGCCAGUCUCCAGCUAUAUGACUUUGUCCUGCUGUCUGCAAAAGACUUAAAGUGGCAGGCCUCAGAGAGCUCCUGAGGGGUGCUUAACCUGGCUGGGAGCUGGGGCCCUCCCCUAGCCCACCAACAAUGCUUUCUUCCUGCUCUGGGAGUGAGUUCUAAAUGACACUUUAGGGUCUUAAGACCCGAGGCACAGUCAAUGCAAGCGGAGUAAGGAUGGGGUAACUCCAUCCUCUACUGCCCAUGUGAAAAAAAUAAAAUUAAAUUAAAACCCAA